UUUCACUUUUGAAAACUAAACAAGCAGUUGGCUGAGCCGAGUCCGAGAACGAGUAGAGUAUCCACCCGCGCCGCCUGGGUUCCGGCAACAACUUCGACGUCUCCUCGCCUCCGGCCGCUCUCGCCAGCCUCGUAUCCGACCUCAGGUCAGGCACGCCGUGUGCGCCCCUCCCCUAGCUGCGACGAGCAUCACCAGGACAGCAGGAAGGAUGACGGGCUCAAUGGAUCUCCCGGCCAAGGGCGGGUUCAGCUUCGACCUGUGCCGCCGCAACAACAUGCUGGAGAAGAACGGGCUCAAGCUCCCCGGAUUCAGGAAGACCGGGACAACCAUCGUCGGCCUCGUCUUUCAGGAUGGAGUUGUUCUUGGGGCAGACACAAGGGCAACUGAGGGGCCUAUAGUUGCUGAUAAGAAUUGUGAGAAGAUCCACUUUAUGGCACCAAACAUCUAUUGCUGUGGAGCAGGAACUGCUGCUGACACUGAGGCUGUUACAGACAUGGUCAGCUCGCAGCUACAGCUGCACCGUUAUGCAACAGGCCGCGAAUCUAGAGUCGUAACUGCUCUUACACUGCUGAAGUCACACCUCUUUAGGUAUCAAGGCCAUGUCAGUGCUGCCCUUGUUCUUGGUGGAGUGGAUUGUACUGGACCACAUCUUCAUACUGUUUAUCCACAUGGCUCCACUGAUACUCUUCCUUUUGCCACGAUGGGUUCUGGAUCCCUUGCUGCGAUGUCAGUGUUUGAAUCGAAGUACAAAGAAGGCCUCACUAGGGAAGAGGGAAUACAACUGGUGUCGGACGCAAUAUGUGCAGGUAUCUUCAAUGACUUGGGUAGUGGAAGCAAUGUGGAUGUCUGUGUGAUAACCAAGGGGAAGACAGAAUACUUGAGAAACCACCAGUUGCCGAAUCCCAGAACAUAUGCUAGUUCAAAGGGAUAUAGCUUCUCCAAGGGGCAGACUGAGGUACUGUCAACAAAGAUCACACCUCUUAAGCAGAAGGUUGAGGUCACUGAGGGUGGUGAUGCUAUGGAGGAGUGAUCCUGUAUUGCAUUCAGGCAAACACUCAUAUUCUUUUUAUAUUAUUACUUAGUGGAGCAGCUAGAACAAGACAAGAACGGAGAUCUUUGUUGUACUUUCUCGAUUGAAUCCAGACUUUCAUGCCAAAGGUGUUUCCAAUUAAGUGCUUGUUUCUGAAUGUUUGAAACAUCGUUGGUAUGGUAUUUUCCUUAGAUAUGUUAUUACUACUGCUGCAUCGAUUACUCGGUGCAUGAGGGAAGGGGGUAGCCUUUCAGGUAA
Messenger RNA from Sorghum bicolor (sorghum), 1288 nucleotides. RefSeq names its product proteasome subunit beta type-7-A. Gene Ontology annotation, cellular component: proteasome core complex. Lineage: Eukaryota; Viridiplantae; Streptophyta; Magnoliopsida; Poales; Poaceae. The transcript is spliced from 9 exons. The record is from RefSeq and is a predicted model, not a curated record. The coding region runs from base 209 to 1030 and encodes 273 amino acids. Gene Ontology annotation, molecular function: threonine-type endopeptidase activity.